UACGUCAUGGCUACCCAUCUGAGUGUAAGCACUGGCUGGUUUUCAACAGGAUACGCAAAUUGGUGAAAGUGGUACUGCUUAGGCCAGCGAUGUACCAGCAGGGAAUAUGUGAAGAUACUUGACAGUGACACAAUAAUCUAGGGCGAGGAGUUAUGAUCUCUAGACACCAGCCGUAUUCUCCUACAACGUCCGAGGACCGGCCCCAGUUGGGGAAUAGAGUUGACGAGCCAUCUGACUGUGGUCAGCGUACUAAAAAGAAGCUUAAACUUCUACCAUCGAAACAAGCUGACAAGAUGGAAACGCAAGCAACGCUCAACAGUAUUCAAAAAGCCGUAUGGGACGGCAGGUUACCCUUACAGAUUAGACUUGCUCCAUCAGAAAGUCGGAUAUAUGAUCAGACAGACCCGUAUCUUAUCUCUUAUCCCCGAAUCUCAUAUCUUCCAUCGCUACUGCCCAGACUGAGAGCCUUCUUCUCACCCUCUCUGAUAAACCCUAAUUCCCAGGCCCAUGAGGGAUGGUUCUCCAUCGAAGGUGUGCCUCUCAAAUGGCAUCUUCCCGUCGGCCUGCUAUAUGAUCUCUACGCGGGCGCUGACCCGGCAUCUAAGGGGGCAACCGUGCCGGACGACGCAGGCUGGGACAUCGAUAGCCCAGACAGCCCAUUACCAUGGUGCCUCACGGUGCACUUUAGUAACUGGCCGGAUGAAGAACUUGUCCGGCUGGACGCGGACGGGAUGGUCAUGAACGACGCAUUCAUAAACAGCGUCAAGGAAGCGGAUUUCCUGCGAAACGGGACCGCAAAGGGUAUCAUGAGUCUUUCGAAGGAGGAUUCGUCCGGGUUAUGGAAGUCUGUUCAAGACGUGGACCUCCCCUCCUUCCAGCGAGUUUCUAAUAUCCUUCUCCCCCCUCUCAACCAGCCUUUCCGUAAUGUCCCAAUUCGCAUCUUCCUCCCUCUCCCUCCGGACUCCGGCUCCCCCUCUCUCAAAGUAGUUCAAUCCCCGAUUCCGCCGUCGAUUCCGCCCUCCAGCGUGGCUGCUAGCCAAUUAACCCUUUCACGGAGUAAUAUCACUGUGCAAACGCAGACGAUAGGCACGGCCUUGCAUGCGCUACUCCCAAACUUGUUUCCCAGUCGGAGGACGCCCGUGUUAGCGAAGCCCGUGCUGCAUGGUGCCGCCGUGCCUAUGUCAGCACCGGUUGAAGAGGUGGUCAGGAGUUCGGCGUAUGGAGACGGUUGGUUGUACAUUGUUGUACGAAUGAUGGGGUGAUGGGCUGGAUGGUUAUAUCAAAUCCUCCGUUGGGGACUAUGCGCUAUGAACUGUGAUGUAGCGGAUUUGGUUUCCA
Messenger RNA from Aspergillus alliaceus, 1338 nucleotides. RefSeq names its product autophagy protein 5. Bases 153 to 1262 code for a protein of 369 amino acids. Gene Ontology annotation, cellular component: cytoplasm; Atg12-Atg5-Atg16 complex; phagophore assembly site membrane. NCBI's taxonomy places the organism in Eukaryota, Fungi, Ascomycota, Eurotiomycetes, Eurotiales, Aspergillaceae. The transcript has 4 exons. The record is from RefSeq and is a predicted model, not a curated record. Gene Ontology annotation, biological process: cellular response to nitrogen starvation; nucleophagy; autophagy of mitochondrion.